AAGCCAAUAGGGAUGUGAAGUUUCAAAAAAAGAAGGGUCCGCCUUUCAGACAAUAGUCCACUAAAAGUGGAAAUGAAGCGUUUGUUUAUUCUGUCUUAAAUGACUUCUCUUCAAAUUAUAUAAAUAAAGAGACAGGUGGAGCACCGGCACCAUGUCAGAAGAGAGGCACAUCUAUCAAAUUAUUAAUAAUAAUGGCUUAAACCCUCAUUCUCUUCUAUUAACAAUAUCCCAAAACCCCAUUUGCUUUCUUCUGCAAUCACAUUUUUAACCGUUUGAAAGCUGGAAGUUGGAGGGAGUAUAUAUACACAGUGAUAUAUACAUACUGUACACAUCAGCAGCCAUGUUCAGCGGCCACAAACGCGCGAGAUUCAACAGCUCUUGCAGCAGCCGCAGAAGUAGUAGAAAUUCAAGGGAGUCCAGGCUUGCUUGGGCUGCUCAACAGCAGGGAACCUCUUGUAGUAGUAGUAGCGAAAAUGAUGCUUUGUAUUUCGGUUCAUAUGCCCAUGUCGGAAUUCAUGAAGAAAUGAUCAAGGAUCGUGUACGAACGGAAACUUAUAGAGCUGCCAUUUUGCAUUAUCGAAGCACCAUUCAGGGAAAGGUGGUUGUUGAUGUAGGAUGUGGCACAGGAAUACUGUCAAUAUUUUGUGCAUUAGCUGGUGCUAAAAAGGUUUAUGCAGUUGAUGCAAGUGACAUUGCAGUGCAGGCAGCAGAAGUUGUGAAGGCGAACAACUUAAGCGAUAGGGUAAUUGUCCUUCAUGGGAGAGUGGAGGAAGUCAAUAUUGAGGAGGAAGUCGAUGUAAUCAUUUCUGAGUGGAUGGGGUACAUGCUCCUUUAUGAGAGCAUGCUCUCUAGUGUAAUUAUUGCAAGAGACCGCUGGCUUAAAUCUGGAGGGCUAAUUCUUCCUUCUCAUGCAACGUUGUACAUGGCACCGGUCACAAAUGCUGAGAGAUAUGAUGAAAGUAUCAACUUCUGGCGCAAUGUUUAUGGAAUUGACAUGUCUCCAAUGUUACCAUUAGCGAAGCAAUGUGCAUUUGAAGAACCUUGCAUUGAAAUAAUUACAGGAGACAAUAUCUUAGCAGGGCCAUUUAUUGUAAAACGCAUUGAUUGUGGGACAAUCACCAGCGAGGAGUUGGAAACAGUUACUGCAAAUUUCAAUUUGAGUUCCUUGAAGACAGCACCCCUUCAUGGUUUCGCAUUAUGGUUUGAUGUUGCUUUUGGAGAAUAUACAACAUCGAGCGACAGUCACUUAGAAUCAUCAAUUGAUAGCUCUUUAUCUGUGGAUUUAAGUCGAAAUGAUGCACAUCAAAGAAAAAAGUGUCCAAAAUAUUCCAACUCACUUGUGCUCUCAACUGCUCCAGAGGAUGCUCCAACGCAUUGGGCCCAGACUUUGAUCUAUCUCUUUGAUCCGUUAGAAGUUAAGCAAGAUCAAGCAAUCAAUGGUUCUAUUAAAUUGACUCAAAGCAAGGAGAAUUCACGGUUUUUCAACAUACACUUGGAGUAUAAUUCAGGAGGUCGGUGCUUCGUGAAGGAAUCUUUCAUGCGGUGAUUUUUUCAGCGUUUAUUUGUUUGGACACAGAGAGAGCACUCUUACGAAUUUGUUUAAUUUAGUUUUAUCUGGUGUAUUGUUAGGUUCUAUUCGUACCACAAUUUUGUCCUCUAGUAUUUUUGAUGUUGGGUGCCCAUCCGAUCUUUGUGUUAACACCCUGGUUUUUAAGAAAAGGGUAUUAAUGCAUGUCCUUAAUUUGUGGAAUCAUGCACGGCAUAUGAUCCACUUAAAAUUUUGGUACAUUGCCGAGGUUUCAACUUUUACCAAUAUGAAAAUGACGAAUUUUAUCUUGAAUUUGGCGUGUGCAUUCAAAUUUAAUGCCUACUCAUUGAAGCAUUAUUUGGUAGUACCAUGUGUAAUGAUGAAAUGGUGUCGGGCCUCAACUUCGAAGCAUUUGAGUUGAAUCCUACGUUGGUACGGGAUGAAUUUGCCAUGAAACCAGAGUCGGGGACAGAAUUUUUUGGUGCCUCGUCUCUUUUUACACUGUAACUGAGAACAUGACAUAAAGAUAUGUCACCUUGACUUUUGCAAAAUUAAAAACUUUUACGAUGUACAGAAAAACUAGAAAUCUGAAAGAAUUUAAUAUAAUUCUUUUUCGUUAAA
Molecule: messenger RNA, 2149 nt
Organism: Cryptomeria japonica (Japanese cedar)
Lineage: Eukaryota; Viridiplantae; Streptophyta; Pinopsida; Cupressales; Cupressaceae
Product: probable protein arginine N-methyltransferase 6
Exons: 13
Coding region: 341-1546 (401 amino acids)
Biological process (GO): peptidyl-arginine methylation
Molecular function (GO): protein-arginine N-methyltransferase activity
Source: RefSeq, a predicted model, not a curated record